Aspergillus vadensis CBS 113365 is the source of this 642-nucleotide messenger RNA. RefSeq names its product EMI1 family protein. The annotation marks the transcript as partial. The transcript has a single exon. Lineage: Eukaryota; Fungi; Ascomycota; Eurotiomycetes; Eurotiales; Aspergillaceae. The record is from RefSeq and is a predicted model, not a curated record.
AUGGGUUGGUGGUGGAGCUCCGCCCCUAAAGAGGGCCAGUCUUCCACGCCUGCUGCCUCCAGUUCUCCUGCCUCACAACCCCCUCAAGAGACCACCUCCGCACCUUCACAACCACCGCAACCCCGGACUCUCACCCGCGAGGAGCAGGCCGACGCAGAAUGGAAGACCCUGAUCGCCAGCCUGGAGAGCGAUAUCAGUGGUCAAAAGCAGCAGCAGCAGACACCAUCCGCUGGUAAUUCCACAGCAUCCGAUUCCGCAUCAUCACCAUCCAACUCCGCCGAUCCUCAAGCACCUCCCUCGUCCAUUGCCCCCGAAUCCCUAUACGAUGAUACCAUGUCCUGUCGCUCCGCAUUCGACUAUGCCUUCUUCUGCCAGUCCUUCGGAGGCCAGUUUGUCAACGUCUACCGCUAUGGUGAACUGCGGUCCUGCAGCGAACACUGGGACAACUUCUGGAUGUGCAUGAAGACCCGCACGUUACCGGAUCAGCAGCGCCGGAAGGCAAUCCGCGAUCACAACCGGAAGAAAGCCAUCAAGUACAAGACAGGCCCCAGCAGCGAAGACGUGUGGGACGUGCGGACAGAGCCGGUGCAGAAUGCGUUCUCCGGGGAUUUCGCGGCCCUGGAACGGGAAAUGCAGGCAGAG